This is a messenger RNA of Paralichthys olivaceus (Japanese flounder), 1470 nucleotides long. It is a transcript of the gene mzt1, whose product is annotated as mitotic spindle organizing protein 1. NCBI's taxonomy places the organism in Eukaryota, Metazoa, Chordata, Actinopteri, Pleuronectiformes, Paralichthyidae. The record is from RefSeq and is a predicted model, not a curated record. Gene Ontology annotation, biological process: mitotic spindle assembly; microtubule nucleation by interphase microtubule organizing center; gamma-tubulin complex localization. Gene Ontology annotation, cellular component: centrosome; gamma-tubulin ring complex; interphase microtubule organizing center.
AGCUUAGCAGGCUAGGUGGCUAACUAGCUACGAAUUUUGCUUCCUUUUAAUGGUUUCUAAUAUUUUAUAUAUAUAUGUAUAAAUAUAUAUAUAUUAUCUGAAACGAACACGAGACGUUUGUAGCCGGGCUGAGGUGUUAGAGAUAACAGUUUCGUCCUGUAUCGAGUCAGAGAGAUAUUUAAGUGUUAUUUGUUAGCCAGCGUCGGCUAACUGUUCCCCUUCCACCAUGGCAAGUGCAGCUAACACAAACCUAAACGCAGUCCGGGAGACAAUGGACGUGCUGCUGGAGAUCUCCAGGUUGCUGAAUACUGGUUUGGACAUGGAGUCUCUGUCCAUAUGUGUGAGACUGUGUGAGCAGGGCAUCAACCCAGAGGCCCUGUCUGCUGUCAUCAAAGAGCUGCGUAAAGCGUCUGAGUCCCUGAAGGCUUCUGAAAACUGCACAAACUGAAGGUGAAAACCAUAGUGUUGGACAUUUAAUAGGAUCAUAACCUGUUCCUGGAUCUGCACUUACCAUGGCCUCUACAGCCAUUUGUGUGGGCCAUCUGUCUUCUGCGCCACCACGGCGACAAACAUGCAUCCUGUUCUUUGCAUUGACUCGAGCCAGAGUUUUUGUGUAGAGGCGUCAGCCACAGACGUUCAAGAACAUAAGCCAUCUCCAAGCAGGAGGGCACACUCAGCCUUUCUGACUCACAUUUAGGCUUGCUCCGAGUUUCUUCUACCACCAUUUGUAAAAAGUUCAGAGUGGUAUCAGUGUUGUCAUCCUGCCUUAAUUUAGGAUCAUAAUUACAAUUUCUGAACUUGUGUUGCACUUUUCAUGAGGAAAUGUCUUUUAUUUUGUCUUUUUAUGUCCAUGAGUUUAGAUUUUUUGUUAUUUUGUGUAAACACAAGGCAUUUUCCAAAUUCUGCUAUUUCAUGUUGUUGUCCAUGUGGAACAGUAUCUAAAUUAAAAUGUUGCAGUCAACGGCCACCAGGUGGUGUUAUCAUCCUUAUUCCAAUCUGAGGUAAAGAUCUUCUAUGGGUUUUAGAUUGUGUCCAAGAUCUUAUCAUGAGUUUUCUAAUAUGUUGUUCAGAGCAAUUCAAUACUUUGAUUUUAUGGGAAACUUUAAAAACAUUUUUUUGUUUGUCUGUCUUUGCUCAUUUUAGAAUGCAGCAAAACUGUGAUAUUCUUACAAUACUUUUGUCAUUAGAAGUGGAAUUUUCUAGAGCAUUUUACAAAGAAAAUUAUCUUUCUAGUCACACUAGGUGAAAAAGGUAAAUAUACUGGUGGAAUAUUGCACAUUACAAUAAAAACAGACAGGAGUGAUCCCAUCUACAGUCAACAUACUAUCCAAAAAAAUAAGACAUAAACAAGGGUCAUUUGUUACAGCAGAACAGAGAAACCUUGCCUUUCUUAUUUCUGCACUCUAUCUAAAAAUCUAAGAGGUAUACUGCAAAGUUGACAAAAUAAAGCCAUCUUUGAUCAACCAGAAA